Cyprinus carpio (common carp) is the source of this 2337-nucleotide messenger RNA. RefSeq names its product cadherin-like protein 26. Gene Ontology annotation, molecular function: cadherin binding; calcium ion binding. The record is from RefSeq and is a predicted model, not a curated record. NCBI's taxonomy places the organism in Eukaryota, Metazoa, Chordata, Actinopteri, Cypriniformes, Cyprinidae. Gene Ontology annotation, biological process: calcium-dependent cell-cell adhesion; multicellular organism development; cell morphogenesis. Bases 154 to 2322 code for a protein of 722 amino acids. Gene Ontology annotation, cellular component: plasma membrane; adherens junction; catenin complex. The transcript has 16 exons.
AGACUGCUGCCCUGAAGGGUUUCCGUGUAGAUGACUCACUAUAUACUUAGGCACCGCUUACACACACACAUAAACACACACACACAGUUAAGGUAAUUGCCACAGGUGCUGAUCUGACAUUGUGAGAGCGUUUGCAAACAGGAGCGCAGCAGAAUGAUGAGGAGCACCUUCUUCCUGAUUCUACUUGCUGUUGUUGAUGGAGCCGCUUCAAUCAAAAAUGAUACCAGCAAUCGGGAAAAGCGGGAUGCUGUUCUUAUUCGUUCAAAGAGAAGAUGGGUUCUGUCCACCAUUGAUCUGGAAGAGAACAUGCCUGGACCGUAUCCUUCUAUAGUAACACAGAUGUACAACGACAAAAAGCAGGAAAACGUCAAGUUCCGCAUCAGAGGACAAGGGGUGACAGAGAAACCAUUUGGUUUGUUUAGCAUUGAUGAAAACUCUGGGAUUGUACACGUACACCGGCCCAUCGACAGAGAAGAGUACCACUUCUUCCACUUGGACUUUGAUGUGCUGGACAAGAAAACUGAUGACCUGGUGGACAAAACGCUGGCAUUUGAUGUAGAAAUAAAGGACAAAAAUGACAAUAGACCUGAGUUCCCUCUGAGCACUAUCCGUGUAUCAGUUCCAGAGAACACGCCUGAAGGCGUACUCCAAGCAACAUUACAAGCUCAUGACAAUGAUCUGAAAGAUACUCCUAAUUCCGAGUUCACCAUGUCGGUGGUGAAACAAAACCCUGCCUCACCAAAAUUUACCAUAAGGGACAUGCCUGGGACCACUAGAGUCAAACAGCUCGCCUUCACAGGAUGCUUUGAUUAUGAUAAAGAAAAACAAUAUACAGUGCUAGUUGAUGCGAAGGAUCAUGGCGAACCUACAAUGUCUUCAACUGCAACUGUUAUUCUGGACAUCACUGAUUAUAACACCCAUCCCCCAGAGUUCAGUUCGGCCACGUACAACACUGAAGUGAUGGAAAUGGAAUUAAAAGAGAUUCUAAGAAUCGGCAUCACAGACAAGGACACACCGAACACGCCUGCUUCAAGAGCAGUGUUCUCCAUCCUGAAGGGCAAUGAAGAAUUAAAUUAUAAGAUUGAGACAGACCCCAAAACCAAUGAAGGUGUGCUGACUGUUAUCAAGGGGAAAAAUUUUGAGAAAACUGAGAUCACAGAGCUGGAGAUAGCAGUCGAAAACGAGCAGAAAUUAUUUCAGUGUGUUGAUGGAAAACCCGUAAUAGGUACUAGACCAAAACCAAACACUGCCAAAGUGGCAGUGAAAGUCACUGAUGUGAACGAUCCCCCGGUGUUUAAGAAUCAAGUAGAAAAAGUCUACCGGAAUGAAAACGGACCUAAAGGGGAUGUGUUGUUCGUGCCACAGGUCCAAGAUGAGGACUCGGACAUUAACAAACUCAGGUAUGAGUUAGUAGAAGACCCAGCCAAAUGGGUGAGUUUGGAUCGGAAGACAGGAAAGAUCACAACAGUUGAGACGAUGGACCGGGAGUCUCCAUUUGUCAAAAAUGGCAUCUACACACUCGUGGUGCACUCUAUAGAUGACGGAAAGCCUCCAGCUACAGGUACUUGUACCGUAUUGGUCUACCUAGGUGACUUAAACGAUAAUGCUCCCUAUCUCAUCUCCAAAAAUAUGGUCAUGUGCGGGAACAAAGUCGAUCGUGUGGAUGUGACACCAAGAGACCUUGACAGCCCUCCGUUUGCAAAUCCUUUUAGCUUCUUUCUGGGAGGAGAGGAAAAGCUGAAGAGUCUCUGGAAGCUGGAUCCCACCACAGGAACAAACACCUCUCUGAUAAGUUUGACGAGUCUGCCGUAUGGAAACUACUCCAUUCCUUUGAAGAUACAGGAUCAGCAGGGGCUGCAAUCAGAAGACGUUCUUCAGGUGGUUGUGUGUGAGUGUACGAGAAUCAACACGUGUCGUGGUCGUCUUCCUUUCUCCUCAAGACUGGGUCCAGCAGCCAUCGGUCUCCUGUUUGCUGGACUUCUCCUAAUGGCCUUUCUACUCUUUUGUUUCUACUGUGACUGUAAAAGCAUGAGCUGUCAGCACAUUCCUCUGAACCUGCAGGACGAGGGCAUCCAAACCCUUUCAAAAUACAAUGAGGAGGGAGGACGCUCAAUCUAUAAGCCUGAGUUCCCGAUUACUGAUGGAUACAGGAAGGUUGAAAACGGUAUGCAGGGAAGCUCUGCAGGGUAUGGCGUUCAGUACAACUGGCAGGAAAUAUCCAACAGUGGAGGAGUGAUGAACAUGCCAUAUCACAAGAUGUCAGUGGUUCGAAGGGACAAGGAAAGCUUUAGGGUAAGCUCUUCAAAUAAUUCAUGUAAAUAAAAGAAAGAAGUUGGA